AUGUGGCGCAUGGAGCAUCUAAAGGCGAAAUUCAAAUGGCUAGAAGGUGCUUGGGGUGAAAGCGUUGAUGAGUUUGAAACUCUACUGGGUUCUGUAAUUUCGCAAACAACCCGCCUUGAUCAAAUUGCUCCUGUUGGCAACAUGAUAAACGAGUACGCGCCUUCAUGGUGGACUCGAAUGUGCCGUGCACUAGUACGGAUGGUGCAGGCAGCUUGGUUCCAUCUCACCAAGGAGGAGGCGUAUCCUGUGCUGUCUGCUGUAGCCACCUUCUUGGUUAUCCUUAUUAUUGGUUACGGCUUAAAUUAUAUGAAUCAAGAAUCAAGACCCAAAAAGGAAAAGACCAAGCACUUCCACACGGAGGAAUGGCAUCCAGAGGAUCCACAUGCUAAGACGGAUCCGCCUGCGAAACCGAAUCCACAGACGAGGUUGCAAAGGGCAUUAUCUAUAAUGAAUCCGCACAUACACGAAUUACGAGCCGAAAGCUACUUUGGUAUGAUUCGUCUGCUGAAGCCGGGUUGUCGUUCUCUGAUUCUUCUUGUCGACGAACAAAGCAAGGAAAAAUUGAUGAUGCAAUUUGCUCAAUACAUCUUACCACUGAGAAAGUGA
Messenger RNA from Strongylus vulgaris, 606 nucleotides. NCBI's taxonomy places the organism in Eukaryota, Metazoa, Nematoda, Chromadorea, Rhabditida, Strongylidae. The record is from the annotation of a GenBank genome assembly.